AUGUCCGCGGGUUCGAGCACGCUGCUCUCGACCCAAAAGGCGUCUGACUCGGGCCUCCAGGCUGUCCUGCACCCUCUGGUCCUACUCACAAUCUCCGACUACAUUACAAGACACGCGCUCAGAGAACAAAAGGGCCCGAUCGUCGGUGCCCUCAUCGGUCAGCAGCAUGGACGCGAAGUCACAAUCGAGCACGCGUUCGAGUGUGCCACCAUCGCCGUCGAUGGCAAGGUCCUCCUUGACGCCGACUGGUUUGCCCAGCGUCUCGAGCAGAUGAAAACGAUCCACAAGUCGCCACAGCUCGAUCUCGUCGGCUGGUAUACAGUACUCCCCAAGACAGGCCCGACACCUUCGGUGCUCCCAAUCCACAACUGGAUCUUGUCCGAGCACAACGAGUCCGCUUUGCUUCUCGCCUUCCAUUCCGAGGAGGCUCUCUCACAUUCAGUCGGAAGCAAGCUUCCUCUAACAAUAUACGAGUCGAAUUGGGAGGCCGAGGACACCAAGCAGGAGGCGGGAGAGGACAAGGAGAUGAAGGACGGCGAGGCGCCUCUGCAGCUCAGGUUCAGGGAGCUGCCGUACUCGGUGGAAACCGGCGAGGCGGAGAUGAUAAGCAUGGACUUUGUCGCGCGUGGCGCGGGCAACGCGACCGUUGUGCAGCCGAGAGACUCGAAGAAGUCCACCAAGACCGAGGUUGAUGGCAAGGGCAAGCAACCUGCGACAGAAGCAUCAGAGGAUGCCGCAACAGACGAGCACAUCCUCACGAAUGACGAGGAGGAAAUGAUUGCCGCGCUCACGGCGAAAGCGAACGCCAUCAAGAUGCUGCAGGCUCGCAUCAACCUGCUCACGACAUACCUUGAGAGACUGCCCGAAUCCUUCAGAUCAGGGGAGAAGCCGAUGAGCAGCGACCACCAGACACCUGGUGAUCAACAAACCAUACCGUCCUACACAAUACUGCGCUCGAUCCAGGCGCUUUCGAACAGACUAUCACUGCUAGCGGCGUCAGACGCGUCGACGGGCCUCGAGCAGGAGAUGCUCAGCGAGGCCAACGACGUCCACCUCAUGGAACUUCUGAACGACGUCAUGCAGAGCGUCACCGAGGCGAGAGGCAUCGGCAAGAAGCAUGGCGUCAUCGAGUCGGCAAAGAACCGCAAGAACAACAUGGAGAAUCUGGCGGAUCGCAGCGCGUACAUGUCCGGUGCCGGAGAUCUCACCAUUUGA
Messenger RNA from Microdochium trichocladiopsis, 1215 nucleotides. RefSeq lists its product as uncharacterized. NCBI's taxonomy places the organism in Eukaryota, Fungi, Ascomycota, Sordariomycetes, Xylariales, Microdochiaceae. The record is from RefSeq and is a predicted model, not a curated record. Gene Ontology annotation, cellular component: COP9 signalosome. The transcript has 2 exons. The coding region runs from base 1 to 1215 and encodes 404 amino acids. Gene Ontology annotation, biological process: protein deneddylation. Gene Ontology annotation, molecular function: metallopeptidase activity; protein binding.